CACACACACACACAAUCGCACAAUCAUGCAAACCUUACACACACAGAAACACACAAUGCAUUCCUUACACACACUAAAUGCACCCUGUACACACACUAAAUGCACCCUGUACACACACGCACACACUGCAUCCCGUACAUACACAGAAACACACCUUGCAGCCCUUACACAUACAAACACAGAUUCACACAAUGCAUUCCUUACACACAUAUCAGGACAUCCCCUACACACUCCACCCCCUGUCAACAAACUCGUUGGUGGAACAUGAAGAUGGACCCUGGGACCCAGACCUUGAGCUGUGUAAAGGGCCCCCCAAAAAUGGAGCUGCUUCCUGUUCUCCCAGAACAUUGAUUUUUGUGACCACAGUUACAAACAGCCUCCAGAGAGCCUGUUCUACACCAGACCAGUGGAGCCAGACUGCAGCUAGAGCCCAUCAUCAUCCUCAUCUGGUUGUAAGUAGGCAAUCUAGCAUAUUAUUCGUGGCACUAAUCUCUAAUUUACAUGGAAAGGGGUUCUAAUAUAAAUGGAAGGGGUAGAGACGGGUAGUAAAAUGUAUGGAAUGCAUUUCUGAAAGUGUCACUGAAUGGCAGUUAGGAAAUGUGGUCACCCUAAGUCAGGGGCAGUAUUACACAAUCUGUAUAUCUAUAAAAAAAAUAUAAAAAGUAAUCUGCAAAGUACAAAAUGUUUGUGUUAUAUGUCGUGCUAAAAAUUAAGCUAGGAAUGUGUAUUUAAAAAUUUUUUUUUUAGAAUAAUGAUACAGACAUUUUAUUUCUUACAUUUGUGAUGAUUCUUUUUUCCUCUCUAUAUUCAAGGGACACUAUAGUCACCAGAACCACAACAGCUAAACGUAGUAGUUCUGUUGUCUAUAGCAUGUCUUUGCAGGCUUUUUAAUGUAAGCACAGCCAUUUCGUAAAAAGGCAGUAUUUACAUUACUGAUGAGGAAUACCUCUAGUGGACACUCAGAUGGCCACUAGAGGUGCUUCCUAGUCGAGACAUGAAUGCCGCCCUAUGAAGUAUCUGUGCAUGUGCGGCAAAGCUGCGCAUGCGCACCAGAGAGCAAUGACGCUUCUGAAUAGAAGCGUUUUAUUGCUCCCUGCUCGCACCCUCCUAUUUCGUUAUUUUGACGAAAUAGGGGGCGCAGCAUCAGGAGGAUCCCGGCGCUGUAUCCAGGUAAGUAAAAUCCCUUCCCUGUAGUGACCCUUUAAAGUUAUUAUUUAAUCAUUUAUAUAGCAACUGCAAAUUCCGUAGCGCUGUGCAAUGGGAUAAACAACUCAUAGUUUACAGAAUAAGAAUAUACCCGGCAAGUAAAAAUGCUAUCCCCCCUAGAUUUUUUUGGGUUCCUACGCCCAUGCUUCUAACUAUCGUCCUUAAACCCUGCUCCCUUUUUCCUCAAAGUUUCUGGAAAGACUUGUCUUUACCCAUGUAUCUCACUUCCUCAAUUCCAACGCUCUCCUUGACCCUCUUCAAUCUGGCUUAUCAAAGUUACUAAUGACCUAAUCGCAGCUAAAUCAAAAGGCCCCUACUCCAUACUAAUUAUUUUUGACCUCUCUGCUGCCUUUGAGACGUUGAUCAUGCUCUCCUUCUUCAAACUCUUCAAUCCUCUUGUGGUUUUCCUUUUAUGUCUCACAACGCUCAUUCAGUGUCUCGAUUUCUAAUGAUACCUCCUCCCUUCAUCCUGUCUCAGUUGGAGUCCCCCAAGGCUCUGUCCUUGGUCCCCUCCUAUUUUCUCUUUAUACUGCCUCUCUUGGCAAACUUAUUACCUCAUUUGGAUUCCACUACCACCUGUACACCGAUAACACCCAGAUAUAUCUCUCCUCCCCGGACCUCUCCCCUGCCAUUUUGCAACGUGUCACUGCUUGCCUUUCUUCAAUCUCUGAUUAGAUGUCCUGCCACUUUCUGAAUCUCAAUCUCUCUAAAACUGAGCUCCUUGUCUUUCUUCCUCCUAAUACUGAUCCUCCUCUUUCGCUCUCCCUUCAAAUUAGUGGUAUGCACAUCAGUCCAUCCUUGCAAGCGCGCUGUCUUGGCCUCAUACUUGAUUCUGGCCUCUUCUUUGAGCCUCACAUCCAGCAUGUUACCAAAUCCUGUAGAUUCCAUCUUAAAAACAUAGCCUGCAUCGACUCCUUUUUUACACAAGAUGCUACUAAGGAGCUUGUCCAUGCUCUAGUAAUUUCCUGCAUGGAUUACUGUAACACCCUCCUAAUUGAUCUUCCCGUAUUGCCCUGCUACAGUCUGUAAUGAAUGCUGCCGCCAGACUCUCUAGUCGGUCCUCUCACACCCUCAUCCCUCUGUCAGUCCCUAUAUUGGCUUCCUGAAUCCUAUAGGAGUCAAUUCAAAGUACUAACCCAUACCUAUAAAGCAGUGAACAAUUCUAGCCCCUCUUAUAUCUCUUCACUGAUCCGUAGGUAUGCUCCUUCUUGGUCUCUCCGCUCUCAUGUUCACUGCUCGUAUGCGUACGGUCAACUCACACUUGCAGGACUUCUCGCGGGUGGCUCCCUUCCUAUGUAAUAGCCUGCUUACCGCCAUCAGACUCUCCCCUAGUCUUCAGUUGUUUAAAAAGUGCCUUAAAACCCAUCUCUUUAGGAAAACUUAUGGCCUCCCAGACAGGGCAAGGAUUUUUGCCGCCCUAGGCAAACAAAAAUUUGCCGCCCACCCAUAUGCUCUGCCCACCAUGUGACAUCACAGUACCCCACCCAUAUGAUCUGCCAUAUGAGCCAACGUCAGUGGUGCACACAGUGUCUUUGAAAAGGUAGUGUGUUUACAUUAAAAAGCCAGCAGGGACAGGCUGUAGCCACCAGAACCAGAACCAUUACAUUAAGCUGUAGUGGUUCUGGUGCCUGUAGUGUCCCUUUAAUGUGAGGUAAAUUAGAGAUUAGGGCCACUAAUAAUAUACUGGAUUGCCUACUUACCACCAGAUGAGGACAAGAGGAUGAUGAUAGGCUCAGGCUGCAGUCUGGCUCCACUGGUCUGGUGUUAAAACAGGCUCUCUGGAGGCAGUGCUUGCAAAAAUUAACUAACAGUAAGCAGCUCAAUUUUUUGAGGCCCCUUACACAGAUCACGGUCUGGGACCCCAGGGCCUGACCGUGAGUAUGCCUACAAGGCCCACCCAUUAGUUCAGUCACAGGGAGUGGAGUGUAUGUGUGUAGGGGAUGUGUUAUUGUAGAGGAUGUAAUGUGUGUGCGUUCUUAUGGAAUGUAGUGUAUAGGGAUACCAGUUUGUGAGGGAUGUAGUGUGUGUGUGUAAGGGAUGCAUUGUAUGAAUCUGUGUUUGUAUGUGUAAGGUAUGCAAUGUGCGUGUAACGGAUCCCCGGCAUUCCUCCGGCAGAGUAUAUCCGCUGUAUGUCUCCCAAAUCCCAAGUGAUGCAGUGAUUAUAGCUCCACAAGUUCCCAAACAUCAGCCUAGACUUGAUGAAGGGUAAAACAAAUCUGUUUAUUCCAGGCUCAUUGGCCUGCUUUUAUACAAUACAGGGACACACCCUUCACUGAUGCAUGCACUGACAUACACUCACUUAUAGUUACACAGUCAUUGUCACACACACUGUUUAACCAACACACACUUUCACUGAAACAUACACAUUCACAGGCAUACACACUCACUCACUCACUCAUUCACAGUUACACACACACACUCACAUUCACCGACAGACACACAUACACACUAGAUGACAGACACAUACACACUCACUGACAAGACACACAUGCAUGCUCACUGACAGAUGCACACUCACAGGGACACACAUAUACUCACUGACAGAUACACAAUGACAAACACACAUACACACUCACUGACAGGCAUAAUAUACACUGAGUGUCAGACACACACAUUCACUGACAGACACGGAUACACACACUGACACACGCAUACAUACACACUCACUGUCAAACACAUAUAUACUCUCAAUGACAAACACACAUACACACUGAGAAACACAUAUACACUCUGUGACAGACACACACACUCUAACAGGCACACACACACUAACAGAUACACACUAACACUCUCUAACAGACACACACACUAACACAUUCACUAACAAACACACACCAACACACUCACUAACAAACACACACUAACACAGUCACAAUUUUUUUUUGCUUACAUUUUGAAUUUUUCCCUGUGGUCCAGUUGGGCUGCUGCUGGCUGGGCUGGCAGGCGGUCAGGGAGACAGGAGCAGAGUUCAGACGGGCUGAGAUGGAGCUCUGAUCCUCCUGCGCCUCUCAGUGAUGCCGGAGCCGGAGUGCCGUCAUAUUCUGGCUCCGGCAUCACUGCGGUGCGCGCGAGGGAGCUAAGCAGGGAGAGCUCAGGGGACAGUGCUCCCUUGCCGCUCGCAUCAGGAGAUGCCAAACCCGGGGGGCCCUGAGGUGGCCAGCUUGCCAGCUCUCUGGUCCCCAAAGGCAAGAGGCUGGCAAGGCAUUUGCCAGGGCGUUUGGGGGGUGGCUUUUUUUGCCGCCCCCUGAAAGUGCCGCCCAAGGCAAAUGCUGUGUCAGCCUCGCGCUAAAUACAGCUCUGAGUGUGCCUGUCAGUGUGUGUCAAAUCAGUGAGUGUGUCAGUGUCCUCUGUCUAAAUGUGUGUCAGUGUCCUCUGUGUGUAAGUGUGUGUGUGUUUGUCAGUAUCCUCGGUGUGUGAAAGUAUUUGUCAAUGCCAUCUAUGUGUAACUAUUAUGUGUGUUAUAUUAUCAUUUUGUGACUUUUAUACUUCAGAGUAAUAGUUCAUACACUCCUCCUUACAUACAUAAUAUUCACAUUGUCAUAUUUAUUUGAAAAAUUAUCUUCACUACCUUUAAUCAUGCUUGUUAUCCAAUAUGGGAUUAACUUAAAAUAUCAGUGUAAUGUUUAAUUUUAAAUUUAAAUCAAUAGAAUUUACAUUCUUGAGGAAGGGGUAAUUGGGAUUUAUUUAUUUUUAGACCUGCAUGGGCACUUCGCUGUAAAAAGUUAAGAAACACUGCUCUAGAUUAGUUAAUCUUAACCAGGGAUCCAAAUGAUGCAGAUGGGAUUUUCUUGGCAAACUAUUCAUCAUUUAUAAAACUGACUUAAGCCAUUCAUCCAGUGUAAAUUAACUAACACUAAAAUAAAUUUUUCAAAAUGCAACAAUUAAACACUUCUGAGUAUCAAAGGGGCCUCCACUGCGUUGCAGAAGGCAUUGCUAUAUUACAGAAAACCCCUAAAUUCAGCCAUUUUGCUAAAAUCCUCAUGAAAAUGACAUGGGGACCCAUUUUAGGGUGGUGAUCCAUGGAUUUAAAAAGAACCCCUGAUGUAGACGCCAGGCUAGUUGCGCCCUCCCUCUCCCUUUGAUAGUUGAACAGAUAUCCCCCCUCCAUUGGUUUGAGCCAACAUGACCUCCCCUGGAAAAUUAUCCAUUUCCCCCUAAACAUCUCCAUUGCCCUGGGUAUUAAGCUGACACCUUUUCUCCUUUACUUUGGAGGUUGAGCUGAUUUACCUCCCCCAUCUUCAUGCCCCUGGUUGCUGAGCCAAUGCCCCUUCCACUGAAUGUAUAAGAGAUUCCCUCUCUCUCUCUGGCCUGUCUACUAAUUGUCAUCUCUUUACCCUAGCCCUCCCCCUUGGAUGCAAAGCUGAUUCCCUCUUCCCUGACCCCCCUUAACACACUGGAUGGUGGACCGAUCAUCCCUCUUUUUCCAUCCUGAAUCCUGAGCUUAAUCUCCCCUCUCCACCCCUUGGACCCUGAUAGAAUUCCCCCUCUGUCUUCCUCAAUGCUGAGUUCAUUACCCCAGAUGCUGAACCAAUUCACCCUAAUCUGUCCCUACCAUGGAUGCUAAACAGAAUCCCCUCACCCUCCCCUUUCCCUGGAUGCUCAGCUGAUUCUCUGUUCUCUCCUCCUCCCCCUGGAUGCUGAGCAGACUCCCCUCCCCUGGUCCAUCCUUCACAUUGGAUGCAGUGAUGGGGGGAGCUAUUCUGAGUCUCUGGUCGCAUCUGCAGAUCAGCCAUUUCUAGGUAUGUUUUCUCUCCCAUGAUGAUCUUUACACACAGGGCAGAGAUACACACACAGGGCUAAGUGACAGGUAAAACAAGACAUAUUGUAUGGGUAGGGGACAGGUACCUAGUCCUGCAGUCUGCAGUCUAUGUGCUUAGUGUAGGUGAAACCUUGUCAGAUAAUCCCUGCAGUAGCUGCAAUAAUUCAAUGUAUAGAAAUCAUGUUUAAAUGUAUAUAUUGGAGGAGAAAGGGCAAACCCUGUGUAGGAUGGUACAGUGUGUAUAGGGAUUAUCAUCAGGGGUAGGGGGAGCACUGCAGGCACUGCAUAUGGUUGGUGGCAGUCGGUGUUUAAAGCAAUCUGAUGUGACAACGGGUGGUACCAACAUUCAUUCCACAUCAAGAUGUGCAAAAUCUAGAUCUCUGUCUGUCUGGUGGAGAAAAACAAGGAGCGAGGAUGUGGGGUGGAUGGCAAAAUACUCCCAGACAGAUUUCAGAGAUAGUGUAAGAAGGAAGGUAGGUGGAUGGUGUAAGAAGGAAGGUAGGUGGGUGGUGUAAGAAGGAAGGUAGGUGGGUGGUGUAAGAAGGAAGGUAGGUGGGUGGUGUAAGAAGGAAGGUAGGUGGAUGGUGUAAGAAGGAAGGUAGCUGGGUGGUGUAAGAAAGUGGACAUUACGAGAACAGGAUGAGAGAGGGGUACUGAAAUCAAAGAAUGAGAAAGGGUAACAUGUUGUAAUGAAUGAUGGGAUGGUAUUCGGAUGAGAGAGUGAAUGGUGUGAACUCGAGAAGUGGAUACAGUGUUUUAGUGGGAAGGGGCGAGGUAUGGAAGGGGGAUGCUGCAAUGUGAAGGGAUAAGAAGGGCAUGAUGUAAGGAUUGGAAGGGGCACAGUAUGGGAACGAGAGAGGGUAGUUGUUGUAUGGAUGAGAGGUCUCAAGAUAUGGGGAUGAGAGGAAGGAUAGGGCAGGGAUUCAAGGGGCCCUGUGGAGUGAGAGGGGGUAUGUUAAGAAGAAAGAGGGAUUGAAGUGUGGGGAAUUGCUCCAUGUAUAAGAGGGGUAUGGCAUGGAGGUUAUUCGGGUUCAAAGGGCAUGAAGGGCAGGAGUCGAAGGAAUGAAAUGUGUUUUAUGCUGUGGAGAUGGGGUCGGUAAAUGAAGAGGAUGAGCAGGGCAGUGAUUAAUGGGGUCAGUGUGGGAAGAGGAGAAGCAGGGCAGAAAGUAUGAUGGUCAGUGUGGGAAGAUGUUGAGGAACAUAGAGUUUGUGAGGGUCAAUGUGGGAAGAAGGGAACAGUGCAAGGAUCAGCAGGACCAGUGUGGGAAGAUGAUGUGGAGUUUAGGGUUCAGGGGGUCAGUGUGGGAAGAAGGAGAGCAGUGCUGAGAUCAGAGGGGGUCAGUGUUGGAAGAUGGGGAGUAGUGCAAGGUUUAUGGAGGUCAGUGUGGGAAGAUGGGGAGCAGUCAAGGUUUACGGAGGUCAGUGUUGGAAGAUGGGGAGCAGUGCUGAGAUCAAAGGGGGGUCAGUGUGGGAAGAGGGGAAGCAGUGCUGAGAUCAAAGGGGGGUCAGUGUGGGAAGAUGGGGAGCAGUGCUGAGAUCAAAGGGGGGUCAGUGUGGGAAGAUGGGGAGCAAUGCAGAGAUCAGGGGGUCAAUGUGGGAAGAUGGGGAGCAGUGCAGAGAUCAGGAGGUCAAGGUGGGAAGAUGGGGAGCAGUGCAGAGAUCAGGAGGUCAAGGUGGGAAGAUGGGGAGCAGUGCAGAGAUCAGGAGGUCAAGGUGGGAAGAUGGGGAACAGUGCAGAGAUCAGACGGUCAGUGUGGGAAGAUGGGGAGCAGUGCAAGGUUUAGGGAGGUCAGUGUGGGAAGAUGGGGAGCAGUGCUGAGAUCAGAGGAGGGUCAGUGUGGGAAGAGGGUGAGCAGGGCAGGGAUCGGGGCAUCCGUGUGUUGGAAGAGGGAGAGGAGUUCAGGGAUCAGGAGGAGCAAGAAUGAAAGGAGGUACUGUGAGGAUAAAAUGGAGCAUGGCACAGAACCAAGAGAUGACAUGAGGGGGAAUUACACAGCAUGGACGACAGAAUAAAUGAUAAAAGGGUAGAAAGCAGGGAAGAGUGGAUGAAUGGAAAUGGAAUGAGGCCACUGGGGGAAAGAAGAAGGGUGUGGGGUGGAAAUGGGAUGCAGCAUUGGUAAAUGAUUUAAUUUAAAGACUUAACUUGAUAGAGACAAAAUAACAGAGAGUUUGGGGCUUUGGCCUGCAAGCUUACAAUCCACAUUAUCAUAACUUGAUAAUUCGAACAUCAUGUCAGCCCCUGCAUUAACCAUACAAGCCCUAAGUCACCCCGCAAGCCACACACAGUCACUUUGUGAGCCCCCAUAAUUAUGCAGAGCACCAGCUGUCUCCCUUAGCCCAUCCUUUCAAAAUGAGCCAACAAGCCUCCCAUUCACACACAGACCCUCGUUUUUACCCUGAAACCCCCCCACUGUAAAAAUGAACUCAAACAAAAUCAUUCUGAGAGCCCACAACCAUCCGGAAAAUCCGUCAACUAACACUUUAACCCUGACAAACCCACAACCACACCCUGCACUUUGUAAACACAUGGAUAUUAGGGUCUUGUGUUGUUCUCUGUGUUUAUGUGGCACUGUAUCAUUCUUUGACAUUAUGUAUAUUGUGUAUCUCUCUGCAUUGUGUAUAUUAUUCAGGCUAUGUCUCUGUGGUUUUUCAAUGUAAAGCUAGGUUGCACUUUGUAUCCUUGUGUUGUGGGGUUGAGCAUAAUGUUGUUGUUGUUGUUUAUAUUGUGUUAUAAACAUCUCAUCUCAGUAUAUUGUGUACAUCUCGUUGAUUGACAUUGCGUUACUGAACAGUAUAUGUCUCUGUGUUUCAUUGUAUAUAUGUUUUAUUCUCUGUGUUGUGUCAUUAUAACAUAUUAUAUAUUGUGCAGUACAUCUUUGUGGUGUUACUUUGUACAUCUUUACCACAUCAUCACCUGUGUAGUGGAAUUGUACACGUCUCUGUGUAUUUCUUUGUGUUGUGAUAUUGUGUAAUUUUUGCGGUGUUUGCCCCAUUUUGAAACACUGUGUAUCUAAGCUUUAGUUUUGUAGUUGCGUUGAAUUGCCCUAAACCCCUGUUGUUGAAGUCCUCUUAUAACACAUCAAGGAUGUCAAUCUGGUGUUUGUCCGCAGCUAAUGUGUGCUAGUGUUGUUCUUUGACCCUGGUAUGUGUGUUGAAUCACAUUGUGAUCAUGCAGAACCAGCUUGCCGUAUACAAUGUGCUCCUCAUCCUCUCACACAGUUUGCUGGUUCUUAUCUUAUAUUCUGCAGGUCAGCACCAAGAAGACUUCGAAAUCCAGUAACUCUUGGUCUAAUGAAAGUUGAAAUCAAUGAAUAAAGGAGGAGGCAUACAUAAUAUAAAAAUGCUGACAUAUAAUAUGGAAUAAAAUACUGGCCAGUUGCCAGGUACAAUUGAAAAUACCACUAUCUUGUCAAAAUGUCAUCACAAAAGCUCAAUUAGAGACGAACUGUAGAUAAUUCACUUGGAUCAAAGCUCUUGAUAGCAAAGACAAUGUUGGCUCCAAGAAAUGCCCUUGUUAGCAAUCUAAACUUUGUGCACCUACAACAUGUUUCGCUUGGGGUCCAUCUCUCACUGCGGUCUGAGCUCAUGGAAAAUUCCAUAACCAGAGACCCAGGCAAGGAGGAAAUAACUGGAUGUCACCUUUGGAAAGACAUACCAGACAGAGUUGAAGUUGAUGCCAAUUCGAAUGAUCCAUCUAUUCCAUGCCAGUGUUGUGACAAGCACACUGAGCAUGUAAGCUCUCGCCUGGAUAUAUCUCAGAACAAUCUGGAGUCAAGUGAUGAGAUCCUAUCUCCAUCCAGUCCAUUAUCUCCAUCCUCACCAUCUUCCAACAGCAGUAGUUCCUCAGACUUCACACUUGAUGAGUCACCAGUGUCCAUGUACUACAAGGAAUUCUUGCAGGAUGGUCCAGAAACCCCAGACCAGCAACCAGAUAUCAUCCCUUUGGAUUCUGCCAUUGAAGACGAUCUCACACCUAUACAACAGGAUUGUGAAACAGCAAGCACCAUAACACUGCAGUCAAGCAUCACAGGGGGCUUGAAAAGUCCCUCAACUGAUCCAUCCAUUGAGUGGGGGGCGGGAACUACAUUGGAUGAUAACUGCAAUGCCGUAUCUGAUCUUAAACCUGUUCCAGUUCCACGAAUUUCUGGAUUUCUGGAUUGUAACGAGGACAUACAACACAGAGCAGAGGCAGAGGACAACAAAAAUGCCAAUGUGACUGCAAUCCCUGAUACCACCCAUACCAAUCUGCCUUUGGGUACAGAUGAUGAACUCCUUCCAGGUCUGGUCUCCCAUGGAAAUCUAACCACACAGAGUCCUAAGAAGAAUAUAACCUCAUUCAAUGAACUGGCCCAAAAGAGGAGACGAAGUUCAGGAGUGCCACCAGCUCAGCAAUCGAAGAAAGACAGGAGCGACUGGUUAAUUAUAUUCUCCCCAGACAGCGAACAACCUCCAGUCAAUGAACUGACAGCUACAGCAUUCUACCACGGAACACUAGGAUCACAUUCUCUGCCAAUGCCAGCUGGAAAAGAGGUUACUACAUUUAGGGAACUUAAAUAUCGCAAUACCCUUAUAAAGCAGAAUACUCAGCAGGCAAAAGCUCAGGCCACCGGAGAAACUGAUCUUCAUAAGGUUACAGUUGGUGAUGAUGGGUCCCGGCAUCUAGUGGAAGGUAAUAAAUGGUACGAUAACCCAUAUUCGGAAGAAAAAUGUUCCAAGCACCCAAGGAACACCAGACCCCAACACCAUGAAAACAAACACCAGACAGCUAAAGCGAUGGUUGAGUCUAAUCUCCAUUUUGCAGGAGAUAGGAAGGAGUUCAUGAUGGCUGCAAAGGCUGAACAUAAAGACAUGGUUAAAGGAACAGAUUGGGAACUGUGGUCAGCAAUUGGCCAUUCUACCUCUUUCUCUAACCCAGAAGUGAAGAGGGAGAAGGGGGCAAAUGUAGAACCUAACUUUAAAGGAGGCCAGAGCCAAGUGAAGAAAGGAAUGGUCUGGAUUCGAGGGAUGGCAGAUGGAGGAGACAAGAAAAUCAGAGAAGGUAAGAACCUUCAAAUGUACAAUCGUGCCACAAAUGUGGGAGUGAUACAGGGACAUUAAAGGCUGUUGAAUAGGUAAAGUAAUAGACUAUUACAUGCAAUGACAGAACCCAAGAUAGUAACACCUAUUAAACACUAAACAUGCCUAAAAAUUGAACACAUUGUUAAUCUAAACAAUGGCAGUGUUUUAAACAUUUUAAUCACUACUUAACUCCACUUGGCCAAAGGCCUGUAACCCUCAAGACGUUGACAAACACCAUACCCCUUGACACUGUGAUGGGAACCCUCCAUAAUGUGAUGGGCUAAGGUGGAUACCAUUCAGUGAUGAUGACUUAUUAUCCCUUCGCACAUUGAUCUGCUUUGUCAACUUCCACACUGUGAUGGACUACAUAAGCUUAUGGUCAUUAAUGGUAAUUGCGGUCCUCCACGCCAGGACAGGCUCUGUAAUCUGCAAUACAGUAACUGGCUCACCAGCCUUCCACUCAGUAAUGGGCUUAGUAACAAUCCAUAAACUGACACUUCCUUCAACAUUCAAUGUGUUGACUGCUACCAUCUCCUUCCAAUCAGUGAAAAGGUUACCGUAUCAGAUUGCAAGUGGUCAGCUCCUGAAUUCUAGACUGUGACUAGCUUUACAGCAUUCCUUAAUGUUAUCUUCCAUCUUCUAUAGAGAAAUAACCCAAUUUGCUCUUUAACACAAAAUAUAUACUAAACACAUCAUAGAGAGACCAUUUUGAAAAUGUGUCUUGCAGUGACUAUUUCCCAAAAUGUACAGAAACCAUUCUUAUGCACAUAUCAUGUAACGUAUGAGCUGUUUCCAUACCAUUAUCCUUUCCCAGGUCACUGGUGCUCUGGUGUCUAUAAAAAUGAAUGCAACUCUUUACUAGGUAAUAAAACACAUUGAAUACCAUCAGCCAUUGAACAGUGUGUCCCACCGAGGUGAAUCCUGCCAUACAGAAAUAAAGCUUAUUAUAGCAAAUGAUCAGGGUCCCAUGUUGAAAUUGUGCUUUGUCAGUGAUCAUCAUUUUCAACUCCGUUGAUUUGGCCUGAAUUUUACAAAUUCUGUUUUCAGGUCACUUUUAUACACUGCUUAUAGGUAAACCUCACGUGAAGAUCAAACUUUGGCCAUUCCACCUUGUUCUACUUCAGUGUCAGUAAUUCAUUAAGAAGACUUAAUGGCAAUUUCUAAAACGGCAGUGGCCCUUUAUCACAUAAUGUCCAGAGUCUAUAUCCGAGAUCCCCAGACUUGACGAGCAAAGGCUCUUCUUAUUGGAAAGGUGACAGAUCAACCAAUAUUAGCUUGUAUACUGACACACACAUAGCUGAUGUAGACAGGAAAGUAAUGGGACUGGGAGGAUGCUUUGAAAUCACUCACAAUGUGGGGGCCAUUAUACAGUGUAUUCACAUGCAUUGUGUUUGUUCAUUGUUUUAUGUCAAACUAACUGUUACAUUUCUCUUCCCUCUCUUCCUGCUUGCUAUGUCCUUCCAUAUUCCGACAUAUCUCUAUCAACUUCCUCCAUAUUUCUCUUCAUGCAAAUCCUGCUGUAACCUGCAUGAACCAUGACAAAUCUGGUCCUUAACACCAUUCUCCAACUAACUUUGCACCUGAAAUCAUGAUGAUCUUCCACAACACCUAUUCUGUUUGACCACUGUCCAAUUCUUUGUCUGGCAAUUAUGGCUUCUACCUAACCUUUUUAUUUUGUAACCUGGUGUCUAACCUCCUUGGCCUCUCUCUUACCCGGUGUGUGAUCUCCCUGAACCUCAUCCAUGGAUGUUCAAUAUAUUUGUGAUUUACGUACCAUGGUUAUGCCUCAUUAUGUGUCUUGACUAUCCUCCUUCAAUGAAAUGUGUCUGUGCCAUUUCCUUGUAACCACGUGCCUGUGCGAGUGGCCCUACUUACAUGUUUCUCUCCUGCAAUAACCUAUCUCUGAAAUUGUGCCAUGGGAUUUCCCCAAUUUUUACGCUUCUUUUUGUACGACUUAUUAUUGUAUGUGUGACCCUAUGAAUCAAAACUGAUGUGCUUUAUCUUUUUCUUUUACCUUACGGUCAAACCUGUACCAUGUCUCUGUACGCAAUAAAGUGAGUGGCCUGCCCUGUACCUCAGCCAAAAGCUCCUCUGUAUUUGGCUCACAGGGAGUUCCCUCUCAUUUGCUCAUCCAGCUUUCUACUAACCCAAGUCUGAUUUGCCCGCCUGGCUCCCUGCCACCUUCCAGCCUAGCUCUGAACAGCUCCUAUAACUCUGCCAAAGCAGUGCUGCCCUGUGGCCACCGCACUCUCCUGCAGACGCUCCCUGCCCGCAUGUCCCCUGUAGGGGCUUUCUCUCCCCCACACCGGGGUUUUCUGCACCUGCUGGACACGCAUGAUGUGUCUGUACUGCAGUCACCAUUUUUUCCAAGGAACAGGAUGCUACCCAGGCUGUCACCAGAGAGGGGACCUCUCUGCACCCCCCACUUGGAUACACCAAGCACAGGUUUGGGAGUGAUAGGGCGGGGGUGAGGGAGGUGGGUGGGAGGAAUUGUUACAGUUUUCUGCUAUUUAAUACCCAUCACCCCAGAAAUAGAUUCUUUAUAUCCUCGCACCAUGCAUGCACUAACAGCUAGAGUCUCACUGAAAGAGCAGCGGAUCUCUGAAUCUUCAACCAGAAUAUGUGGUAGAGCAGGAGUGAGCAUAGCCAAGGCUGGCAAAGCAUUAUAGGUAUUUCCUUUUUUACAACAGCUGGGGUUCUGCCUUUUGGCAAUUAUUGCUUACUAAUGCCUGGUUAAAGCUUAUUAUAAAUCCUUAAAAAAACAAAACAAAACACCGAGUAUUUACAAACAAUACACCAAAAUGUUACAUUGUCCCGUCUUCCCACUGUACUGUUAACCAAUAACCACCCCCCUCACCACUGUACUGUUAACCAAUAACCACCCCCCUCACCACUGUACUGUUAACCCCUAUACCCCCCUCACUACUGUACUGUUAACCGAUAAUCCCCCCUCACCACUGUACUGUUAACCCCUAUACUUACUACUGUACUGUUAACCCCUAUACCCCCCUCACCACUGUACUGUUAACCCCUAUACCCCCCUCACUACUGUACUGUUAACCCCUAUACCCCCUCACUAUUGUACUGUUAACCCCUAUACCCCCCUCACUACUGUACUGUUAACCAAUAAUCUCCCUCACCACUGUACUGUUAAACCUCUCACUAUUGUACUGUUAACCCCUAUACCCCCUCUCACUAUUGUACUGUUAACCCCUAUACCCCCUCACUGUUGUACUGUUAACCCCUAUACCCCCUCACUAUUAUACCAGCUAACCCCUAUACCCUCUCACUAUUAUACUGUUAACCCCUAUACCCUCUCACUAUUGUACUGCUAACCCUAUACCCUCACUGUUGUACUGUGCAACCCCUAUACCCUCACUAUUAAUUGUUAACCUCUUAUACCCCCUCCUCACUAUUAUACUGUUAACCCCAUACCCCUCCUCACUGCUGUACUGUUAAACCCCAUACCCCUCACUGUACUGUUAACCCCUGAAUUCCCUCCACUAUUGUAUACCCUCUCACUAUUGUACUGUUAACCCCUAUACCCCCCUCACUGUUGUACUGUUAACCCCUAUACCCCCUCACUAUUAUACUGUUAACCCCUAUACCCCCUCACUGUUGUACUGUUAACCCCUAUACCCCCUCUCACUGUUGUACUGUUAACCCCUAUACCCUCUCACUGUUGUACUGUUAACCCCUAUACCCCCUCUCACUGUUGUACUGUUAACCCCUAUACCCUCUCACUGUUGUACUGUUAACCCCUAUACUCCCUCAUUCUCCCCCUUCCUCCCCUGACAGUCUGGAUCAGGUGGCCACGCCCCCUGCCUUAGCUUACAAAUUUCCAUCCCGGAAGUAAACAAGGCAGAUUAGUCAUGGGAGAUUGUGGUUGGUGCGUUUCAUUCACGUGACUCACAGUGACCAACCAGACACGUCCAUGUGAUCCAAGCUCUAUUUUGUGCCGUUUGAAAAAGGCCGCAGGGUCCUAGGUACCGCCAGCCGAGGGUCUCACGCUUCCAGGGUGAGUGAAAAGGGAGGACUGGGAAAAGCCAGGCCAGGAGAGGAAGGGGUUAACAGUCUCAGCCAUCAGGCAAGGUUAGAGGUUAUAAUAAACCCCAGGCUGAGUACACAUUGCACUUAAAGGGACAUGACCCCUGAUGGCAGUGACACCUCUAUAUCAUAGCAUUAAAGGCCAUGCUGGCCCCUGUAUCAGGGUCUUAUUUAACUAUUUACUGAAUGUGUAUAUUUGGGAUAUAAAGCUCCUCUUUCUUAUGGGGACAUGCAAGCACCAUAACCACUGCAGGUCGUUGUAGUGGUUAUGGUGGCAUAAGACUCAUGUGUGCUGUUUCCAGGUUUUCUGUGAAGCCAUUUUACAGCAAUACGACAAGAACUGGUAGCCUGUGUACUCAGAAACACCCCCCUGUGGAGUUGCACUGAUAACAGUGGAAAUUAACCUUUUGGGUUAUGAAGUGCAGGCCGCAAUGGUAGGCUGGAUGGGUGCUUUUUAGUAAACUAGUACAAAAAGUGCCCAUAGACUAAAAAAAAACUAACAACAACAUACCCGCUACAAUGUGCUGCAUUGGUUAUAGUGCUUUGAUGCUAUAAGCAUUGUUUGGUACUAAGAACCAUAACCACUACACUUAAUAGUGGAUUUAGAGCUCUCAGAGUAACUAACUGCUACCCACAGUGGGUGACGGUUUUUAUAGAAAAUCAUUGAAUGGGACACAGAACUGAAUCCCUGCGAUAGAGAAAGAACUUUGCACUAUUGACCAGAGUUAAAAAUCCCAUCUCUGGUAGCCGCUGCCAAAUGGAUAAACCAUUAAUCAAGCAGGGAGACAGCACAUACAUUCUUACCAGCGGACAGUGGAACACAGGUUGUAUCUGUGUAUCAAAUAACAAAUAACCUGAUUUUACGCCUCAAAUGCAUUAAUGUCACUCUAAGGUAGUGUGUGAGGUCAAAACAUUUUCCAUACUUAAUGCUUGGUAGUGUGCCUGCUGUAGUUGUAAAAUAAAUUAAAGGGACACGAUGGUCACCAAAACAACUUUCACUUAAAGAAGCAGUUUUAGUGUAUAGAUCAUGACUUUGAAGUCUCACUGCUCAAAUCACUGCCUUUUAGGAGUUAAAUCACUCUGUUUCUGUUUAUGCAGCCCCAGCCACACCUCCCCUGGCUGUGACUCACACAGCCUGCGUGAAAGAAAAUGGUUUCAUUUUCAUUUAGAUGGUACUUACUUUACAAGUUUUUUUUAUCUCCUGCUCUGUAAAAUGAACUUUAAUCAGGCACAGGAGGCUCCUGCAGGGUCCAGCAAGCUUUUAACAGAACAGGAGAUAAGAAAUUCCCAAUUAAACAGAAUUUGCAAUAAAGGAAAUAUAAACAUUAGUUGACUCUUUACAGGAAGUUUUAGGAAGGCUGUGCAAGUCACAUGCAGGGAGGUGUUACCAGGGCUACAUAAACAAAGUGAUUUAUUUCCUAUAUGUUGGAAAAUUCAGCAGUGAGACUGCAGGGGCAUGAUCAAUACUCCAAAAUUGCUUCAUUAAGCUUAAGUUGUUUGGGUGACUAUAGUGUCCCUUUAAGCCAUGCUUCCCCAAACUCCGGCCCUCCAGAUGUUGCUGAACUACAACUCCCAUGAUUCUCAGCCUAUUUCAUUCAUAGAAUCAUGGGGGUUGUAGUUCAGCAACAUCUGGAGGGCUGGAGUUUGGGGAAGCCUGCUUUAAACCAUUGCAUGUCAGACAGCACUUGAUUCAUCGGAUGGUUUGGAACACUGGUGGCCUCAAAGAUCAGCAGCUUCAGAUAUUGCUAUUGUUAUUAUUUGUGUUCUUUAGAGAAAUGUGAUAACACACCAGGGAUCUUCAGACAAUGCUGAAUUUGUCUCUAGGGUUGGCAGAUCUACAAUGUUUUUCUGGGCACUCCUCACUCUUCUAUGCUGUUAGACAGCACAUACAAAUCAUGUACUGCAGGAAGACACUAGCUGUUCAAGGAGUAUGUUACAGACUACAGGGCAUCACUUUUCAUCUUCAUCCCAUCAAAACAAAGAUGUGCUCUGUCUCCCAGAAAACACUGCAUCUGAAGCUAGGUUUUGAUCUAAUGUACCUGUUGGGGGGCUAACUUUACAUUAUCAGGGCAAACUCAGUCGAGGUGUGGGGUUUGGUUGUAUGUGUAAGCGUCUGUUUGUUAUUGUAAACCUGGUGUGUGUGUGCGUGCUAUUGAUUUGUAUGAACAGUGUCAGUAGUGUGGUCUGUUGUCGUUUGAGUGUGUGAUAUCAACCUGAUAGAACAAUACUGAUUUUGUUUCUUGAUUUUAUUUUUCAGUCCAAGAGCAGUUCAUGGCAGAUGGAGGGAAAGACUCAUUACAGCAGGAAAAGAAAGGUUGGUGCAGUGUUAAUGGACCUAGUGUGCUUUGAGGGUACAGAUAACAUGGUGCUGGAAACUAUAUAGCAGCGCUGUACGACAGGUAAAACAAGACAAACUAUUCUAACGAAACACGUUUGCACACAGGAACAGUAGAUAAAGGGCCUUCCAAGAAUAGUUUACAAUCUCAAAGGCAAGCAAUACAUACAUAGAGGGAAUCAAAUUAUCUGGUUAUACCUGAGGGUGGGAGAUGCAUUUUGGUUGAGGAAGCACAGCACAUGGGAGGAAGCAGAGUAAGAUUAUCAGGAAGGAGGAGUUAAAGGAACAGUAUAGCGUUAGAAAUACAAAUACGUAUUUGUAAUGCUAUAGUGCCCUAGUCACUGUCUAGGUAACAUGACCCCUGCUGAAAGGGACCUGCUCCACCUGUUUGGCUGAGAUCAUUGAGAUUGAUGAUCUUAGCAACGCUAUCUAUAAGAAAGCAUGGGGAGGAUAGUGCGCAUGCAUGGCAAAAAGCUAUGCUGCGCUAGAAAUAGCAGUGUUUUACUCUGCUAUGUCUUCAGAAGUGCCUCGAGUGGCUGUCUGAGUGACAGCCAUUACAGGCUUUGAACCUUGUCUUGAAAACAUUGCAGUUCCUGCUGACUGGCAAUGUUUUGAACUGCAGGGUUAAAAUUGAGGGUGGUGGGGGGAUAUGGCUCCCAGACCACUUCAUUGAGAUGGAGUGGUCUGGGUGCCUAUUGAGUUCCUUUAAGGGGGCAAAUAGAAUAGGCUCCCUAAAGAAGUGUGUUUUUAAGGAUUUUCUUUCGAAAGACUACAGAGACAGGGAGAAACAAAGCAAUUUCUUUUUGCAUGUGUAAAAUAUUUCCUGUGAAAUAAGAUGCAAAAUUAACAACAGUGAGAUUAGUAGGUGGUAGAGAUGACAUGGGGUGCAUUAGUGAAUUAAAGGUUUGGGAUCACACGAGAAGGUGGAGAUGAGGAAAGUGAAAUAUGUUUGUUUUGUAAGAGUGAGGGCCUGCUGUAGGAAUGCAACAUACAUUUGUAGUGCCGUAAGUCAGCCAUACUAUGAGACUUCCUUCAGUAAUGUUCCUCCACUCUCGAGCACCUCUUGUGGUAUCGGGUGGAUUUUAUAUGCCAGGUCUGGCGUCUAGUUUUAAGGGCAGUGAGUGGACAUAGAUUACCCAGGGUACUUGAGAGGGUAGCGUUAUAGGGUAGUUUCCAUAGAAGAACAUGUGGUAGUAGACGGGUGGAAGGAGAGGUUGGAUGUCAGCGGGAAGCUGCUGCAGAUCAAGAGAUUUCAGGUUUCUUCAGAGUCUGUGUGCCAUGUGAGGGUAGUCAGGCUGGGGGCAAAAUAAGAUUGCCGCUUAGGAGGUGGCAGUCAGAGAGAGGGAGGGGUGUGUUAGUGAUACAACAAAGUUUGGAGAAGAUAAGGUCUAAAGUCUUGCUGGCUUGAUGAGUAGGAGAAACUGCACCCCUCACACAUGCCAUUGGUUUUUAUUUCUGGCUGACCCCAGUCUGCGAAAUAUUUCUCCUCCUUUUGCUGGGCUGCGGGUGCUAAAAGGUUGCAGAACUGCAUUAGAUGACUCUUUACAGGUAGUCUUUAGGAAGGCUGUGUAAAGCACAUGGCUAGGGCUGCAUGAACAAAGUGAUUUAUCUUCUUCAAUAAAGGUCUCUAUUUUUCAUAUCACAUGGCUGGAUAGUUUCCGGACAGACCUCGUAUAUUUACUGUUUGAAAUGUUUUGGGAAACCAAUAAAGGGACAUGCUAGGCAUAAUAACUACUUCAUCUCAUUGAAGUAGUUAUGUACCUGGCAUCCUCUCAAGCCAUGCUACAGUUCAGUGUUAAAUUGAAUAUUGAAAAGCUUUUAACACUGAAUGAGGUUCCCGAACCGCAUGGAGCCUGGAGCUCACUAGAAGUAUGACAUACCAAUUCAUACCAGCUUGGGGCAACUGUGGUAAGUUGAGAGCCAACAGUGGACGAUCCUAGGAAAUCCCUGCCAUCUAUGGCUACUUGGGCUAAUGCAGAAGCAUUAGCCUGUGCAUCAAAAGGAGCUGUGUUACAAGGAGACAGGGAUACUCAGUAUUUAAACUUUUAAAAACAGUUAUAGUAUAAAAACUGAAUUGUAUGAUGGACCCAGAAAGCUACAGGCACCAUUACCACUCAGAUGAGAGGAAGUGGUUACGGGUAAUAGAACUGUGUGCCUCCACCUUGGCUUCCUCUCAAUCACUGUUCUAAAGAAUGCAAUUUCCUGCCACUAGUGAAACCUCUUAAUCCACAAAGAGACCUCCCUGCACUAUACAUCCAAUAUGGAGCAAAAAUCGUCAAUGGACUUAAGGGAACAUAGUGUAGGGGAAAACAAUAUUUCUUAAUCUGCUGUGCCAUGUGUGCCCUUGCUGAACUUUAAUAUACAUUUAAAAGAAAAUGAAGUAUUACAUGAAAAAUAGUACAAUUUAAAUGUUUUCGGUGUGCAUCUCUAUAAUGGUGUAAUUAAAUAUAUAUGUGACUUAUAAUUUUUUUUGCCCAAGAUGAUUCACACUUGUGAUCAGAACAACUUGAUUUCUCACUUUGUGCUUCUCUAUUCGUUUUACCAGGUCUGUUAGUUGCGAUUGGUUCAUCUGUAGACAACAUUAUCCGUCAUUUCAACAGCAGCAGAAACCAAGUGCAAAAGGUGAGAUAGCGGUGAUGUAUGGGCUGCCUGAUCGGUAAGGAGAUGAAUAAAUGUACCGGAGAGAUCAGACCUGGAUGCAAAAUGUUUUGAAGGGUAGAGAAAUGGAUGAAAGGUUUUAGAUUAGGGUGUAGUUUGAGAAUUGAGAGGCACUAGUAUGCUUGAGAUGGUAUACGUGUUAAGAACUAUUGGGAUGAGGAAGGUGGUGUUAGAAUUAAGGGGCACUGAUAUCGAUAUUGGAGUGUCAGAGUAGAGCUAGGAUCGGUGGAGAUGAGUGAGUAGAGGUAUGUAAGAGAGCACAUACUUAGGGGUUGCUGAGUUGGGUAAUGUGGUUUCUGAGAGUUGAAAGGUCCUGUAAAUGUUGGGAACAGAUGAUGGCGGUCAGAGUUAGCAAGGAGGAAACAAUGUGAGGAUAUGUUGUGAUCAGUGCGUAAUCUCUACAUUCUUUCAGACUCAACUCGGUGACAGCAAAAUCAGUCCCGAGCUUGGCUAUCUUCUCCUAAAUGGCCUGUGCCCCUCCAUUUAUGGUCUGCUGAGUAAUGGAUUGAAGCCUUUUCAGAAAGAUGUGAUCAUUGGAAGGAGGAGGCUGAGUCCGUGGAAUUUGGUUGAGACCUCCAUUAAACAAGGUGAGACUUGCACCAUCUUUGUUCGGGGGUCACAAAAUGCAGAAUUUCUACCAUAAGUAGCAUUGGAGCUCGUAACAUUUGUCCGAAAGAAAACAGGUUGAAUAACUUACAGAUAUCUUAAUACAUUUCUCUCUUAGAUUCCACACCAGGGUCUACACGCAACCUGUUUCACUCCAUCAGUAGUUUCUCACAACUCCGAGAUCCCCAGAGAAGGUUCAAUGCCUUCAUUUUUGGACUACUAAAGUAAGUGGAAAAAGAGGGUGUCACUCACAGAGUGGAUAAGGCUUUGAUCUAUUGUGAUGGGGUUGAAGCAUGCAGGAAGUGGGUACCUUCUGAAUGGGACAUACCAUGAAAGAUAAGUGUCUUUGUCAGUAAAUGUCAUUCCCCAAAUUUGACUAUUUUUUUUUCCUUUUUUCUCAGCAUUAAACAGUUGGAUCUUUGGCUAUCACAUCUGCAUCAAUCCUAUGGUGAGUAACACUAAAGUCUAGUGCCCAAAGGCUGUAUCAGUUACACUUAGGUGUUCACAAAUAUAGGCUGCAGAUAAUUUUUUGAGAAAACACAAGUUGAAAAGUGCCAUUAGGGGGUCAAUUUAAGAUCCGGUUUGUGGUCAGAUACAGGUCCAAGAUCCCUGAUGUUCGGACUAAAACCCAAGCAGCAAUGUGUUAUUUUUAAAAUGCCAUCAUAUUCCACAGUGCUGCAUUGUAUGUGAAUUAUUGAUACAGGUACAUGAGUAUAAUCAAAAAGAAGCAAUAUGCGAUGAAUGCCAUGCUCAGUAUAAGUAUUAUCGAUCAUUGAAAACAGAUACAACUUACCAAUCUCCAUCCAACAGAUCUCUACUCAACCGUUUAUGGUCCCACUGCUUUCCUGACACUAGCCACUACUUCUCAGCCCGAGCUUUUUGAGGAGCUUCUUCUGAUCUUGCAACCUCUAUCUGUUCUGACCUUCCACGUGGAUCUACUGUUUGAACAUCACCACCUGCCGCUGCAGGACCCUCCCGAUACCCACCAACGUCACAGCUAUGGACAUAUCGUAUCAGACCCCUGGGGAGGGAAAUCUUUUAAGCAUAUCCUGCAAUGGGGAGAACAGUUUGCACACAAUUUGGUAGGAAGUAAAGAGGACACCUUGUUGAUUUGCAAGGAUAACCCUCAGGACUUGUCUUCCCCCCUAAAGGAGACACUGGAGAAACCCUCACCCAGUAGAGACACUCCAGUGAAUUCAACUUCUAACUGGUGGCAACAUCUUAGCCAGGCUUCACGCAUGUAUAUUCCUUCUAAAAAGGAUUCUUUUGGCUUUGCACCUUUGAUAAAACUGAGAAAUUGGGGUGUUCCUGAGAGUGAACCAAGUUCAUCUGUGAUCUCAGAGUCCAUGAGACCUAAGCCCACAGAACUAGAUCCUUCAACUGUGAAUGAAGGCAAUAAACCCAAAGUGCAGCCCAACCAGUAUCCCAGAUCAAAACAAGAUAAGGUACACUCUAGCAGACCCACUCCUUCAGACAACGGAUCAAGCUCUGUGUCGGUUGAGAAAGAGAAAUGCACUAAACCAGAUGCUCAGAAUGAAGUUCUGCCGCAGAGUAAUGAGGAUUGGGGAAACAGGCUUGGACAUCUAUUUGGUGCAAAUUCUGCUCAUUAUCGGGAAUUGGAAAAGGGAAAAAUAAAAUCGAGGUAGGUGAUAACCAGCAUACAGUUCUGAUGGCCAAGGUGCAUUUGUGGAAAGAGUAAGGAAACUAUAAUAUUGUAAAAUGUGUAUGAUAUGUACUUGUAAAGAAGAUAGAGUAAGUAAUUUAGUGUGUCCCCCCCUCUGUAGAAGGCCCUCCAGUUGGUUGACUCCCAAUAUGAAUGUAUUGGAUUUCAUAAGGAAGCCACCUCCACCAGAACACAUCACAGGGCUACCUCCAGACACGGAUAAGAGCGAUCAGGAGAAUACUGGUAAAAAGGAAAGGUAAGAUCACUUCCAUUUCCAGUCUCGUGUUAAAAUGCAGUUUUUCUAUAUAUCCGUCUAGGUACCAGCAUGUGCAAGCAUUGCUAUGAGCUUUUCCUGUAAGUGCUACAUUAUAGCAGUUGUAUUUCUGCAUGCUCUGCGAUCAUGCGGUGAAUCUCUAUUUGCAGGACCCUACAUCAGCUGUGCAUUUCAACCUAGAGGGCCAUAACAAGUGUAGUGUGAUAUAGCAUGGUAUUUCUUCCCAUGGGUCUGUCUGAGUCCUGUGUGAUCACACUGUGUUUGUUUAUAUUUUUUGCAGGUCUCUACGAGCACUGUGCGAUCAUGCUUGCACAGAGCAGGAUCAGCUGAGCUUUAAGAAAGGUGAUGUUCUGCAGCUUCUAAGCACAGUGGACGAGGACUGGAUCUGCUGCCGUCGUGGACAGGACACUGGUCUUGUUCCAGUCGGAUACACAUCGCUAAUAUUGUGAGAACCACUGCAUUGAAAAAGAUAAAGAAAAAAACAAAGUAAUGUAGGACAGUAUUUCACCAUACUAAACCACUUUUAACCUCUUCCAAAGACAGCCACAAACACAAACCACCUCUGUGGGCCCCAGCAAGAAAGAGAUGUCACUCGGACGUUAUUAACAAGGGUCCUUAUCGUCUGUUUCAUACCAGUUAUCAGAGACUGGCCCUCUCUUGGCAUAGACCAUAAAACACCAACAUUUUCCAUAUAGCGCCGAUAGAGCAUAAACAUGGACAUGCUGCCAACUACCAUGUAGAACAUGGGGCCUGAUAUGAUACAUUGGCAAUGGGCACACAUCAGCCUCACUCCACUUGCAUGGGAGGCAUGAGUCAACGCUGGACGCUCUGUAGAAAGAACAUUCCAAUAAAAUGCUAUAAGCUGGAGUUUGGAUUGUGGGCUGUAUAUUUAGAAUAUUUAUAACUACAGUAUACAUUAUAAAUAUAUAUACACAAACUGCACUGGCUGUAAUGAAUUGUAAACAGAUGUGUAUUAAUGAUUAUAUUGUAAGCUCUUGGGUCAGAUAUUGUAGCUGUAUUCUGUAUGGAGUGCUGUUUUUAUCUAUAUCUGUCUCUAGAUAUACACACAAGUAUGACAAAGCUGAGCAGAGGGAGAUCCCCAAAUAAAAUGUUUAUGGACACAAUUGUUUGAAUGUGAGAAAUUUAGAAUACAGAGAUAAUUCACUUACGGUUUUUGACAAAGUUUAGAGGCACAGGGUCCUGCGUUCUUUUUAGAUCACAUAAAAACAACACAAAAAAAACGCACCAGUACAAUAUAAAUGGGCUAGAUGAUUUGGUUCUGCACUCAUCAAUGUUGAAACUUUUCUUUACAUCAGUU
This is a messenger RNA of Pelobates cultripes (western spadefoot toad), 23924 nucleotides long. The record is from the annotation of a GenBank genome assembly. NCBI's taxonomy places the organism in Eukaryota, Metazoa, Chordata, Amphibia, Anura, Pelobatidae.